AUGAUGGUCAUGACGGUGCUUCCUCCCAGGAACGCAACAUCCAGCGCCGCACCUGAGUCUGACAUCCCAAUAUACGCACAUGCAACCGCGACCAACAUCCCCAUCGUCCCCAGGUUUCCCACAUACUACGGCAACAACUCCACUCGGCCCAAAACUCCCCAUCUCGGUCUCAAACCGUUUCCGAACGACACCACCACGGAAACAGUCCCGGUGGGGACGAUGAUCACGGAGUGCACUAUACCGGACACUAUAGCUCUUACCUUCGACGAUGGGCCGUCGCACUACACGCCGAAGCUCCUCGACGUGCUUCAGGAAUACGACGUCCGCGCUACGUUCUUUGUAAAUGGCUAUCAUCUUCGACAUGAUGAAUACGCGGAGUACUUGAAGCGGGCUAGUGAGGAGGGUCAUCAGAUUGCGUCUCAUACAUACGACCACCCUCAACUCCCCUCCCUCGACUAUGACGGCAUCUACGAGCAAAUGACCCGCCUCAGCGCCAAAAUUCGUGACAUCACCGGUCGAGCGCCGACCUACAUGCGGCCGCCCUAUCUGGAAGUCAACGACCUGGUUCUCAGCGUUCUCGGCGACCUCGGAUAUCGGGUGAUCUCAGCUAGCAUUGACACUAAGGACUACCAGCAUGACACGCCGUGGUUGAUUGAUCACAGCUACGAGCGGUUCGUCGAGGAGUUGGAAGCUGGUGGGACGAUCGUGCUGGCGCAUGAUACGCAUCGACAGACGGUGGAGACACUAACGAGGGAAAUGCUGAAGGGCGCGAAGAUGAGGGGGCUGAAGGCUGUUACCGUGGGCGAAUGCUUGGGGGAGUCGGAGCGCCUUUGGUAUCGUUGA
Messenger RNA from Aspergillus melleus, 843 nucleotides. Its product is annotated as chitin deacetylase. The transcript is spliced from 3 exons. The coding region runs from base 1 to 843 and encodes 280 amino acids. Gene Ontology annotation, molecular function: hydrolase activity, acting on carbon-nitrogen (but not peptide) bonds. The record is from RefSeq and is a predicted model, not a curated record. Gene Ontology annotation, biological process: carbohydrate metabolic process. NCBI's taxonomy places the organism in Eukaryota, Fungi, Ascomycota, Eurotiomycetes, Eurotiales, Aspergillaceae.